Molecule: messenger RNA, 423 nt
Organism: Drosophila persimilis
Lineage: Eukaryota; Metazoa; Arthropoda; Insecta; Diptera; Drosophilidae
Product: keratin-associated protein 19-2
Exons: 2
Coding region: 1-423 (140 amino acids)
Source: RefSeq, a predicted model, not a curated record
AUGGCAAACUUUAAUCAGACUCCAUUGAGUUGCUUGCUGACCAUGAAGUUUUUUGCGCUGUCCUUCCUGCUCUGCGGCCUGUGUCUCGAAGUGAUGAGUGCCCCCCAGUGGGGCCAAGGAUCAGGAUUUGGCUAUGGUUUUGCUCCCUACUCGGGCUAUGGCGGCAGUUAUGCCUCGUCCAGUGCCAGUGCCGGAGCGAGUAGUAGUACUGGAUACCAGCAAGGAUUCGGAUCGCCCUAUGGCGGGUAUGGCGGAUAUGGCGGAUAUGGCGGAUAUGGCGGAUAUGGCGGAUAUGGCGGAUUUGGCGGAUAUGGAGGAUACGGGGGCUAUCGACAGCAGUACAAUCAGUUCAGUAAUCAGCAAAACAGCUACGGAUCCUCCGGCUAUGGCGGAUUCGGAUACCCCUUUGGGUAUGGCCGAUGA